CCUCUUUGCUCCCAGCCGCUGGCGAUGCAAAGCGGUCCACUGGCCACGGCAAGCUGGGGGAAAACAGCCCAACCCGUACGUUUUGCCUAAAGCAAAACGCUUGACUCAGGCUGCAAUUAGAUAAUCAUACUAACUAAACUAAUCCAAUAUUCGCAGACUCAGCGCCAGCUACGCAACUGGAUAUCUGGACGCCUGUCAGCGUCAGAGGCGAAUGAAAAACGGCGCGAGCCAUGCAUCUAUCUCAAGCGAUAGUGAACAUGGAGAGGGGAAUGCAUCUAAAACGAUUCCACUUCGCUGGGAGAUGGAAAAAGAAAGGAGCAAGAUAACAUGGACGAGGACGGAGGAGGAGGAGGCGGAGGAGGAGGAGAUCCACGCGCGGGGUGGCGUGCGGUCGCGCCUGCUGCGCGACGACGCCUCCUCCAGUGCCGUCCGCCGCGGCCGGCGCGCCCGAGGGCGUGCAGCGGCGCCGGGGCCUCAGGCGACGGAGUACGCGGAAGGAGGCACGGCGGUCAGCUGGGAGGGCGGCAUGGCGGACAGCUGGGAGGACGCCCAGGUGGGGCGUUGGUCCUUCACCGCGGUCUCCGCCGUGGUCGUGGCCGCGCUCACCGCC
Messenger RNA from Prorocentrum cordatum, 610 nucleotides. The record is from the annotation of a GenBank genome assembly. NCBI's taxonomy places the organism in Eukaryota, Dinophyceae, Prorocentrales, Prorocentraceae.